UCUGUUUGACAAUGCUCGUAACACUGCAGCCGAACAGGGUUUAGUAUGUUGUGUUCGGCGCGUGCUACAUUCUUGGAGUUCUUUUUUUUUUGUGUCGGAGGUCUCACGCCCGAGUUCUGUUACUACAUCCACAAAGCACAACCCUUCGUCGUCGUGUUGUUGCUUUGGAGGAGGAAGGAGAGCUCUGGCGUAGUAAAUGCGGGUGGUGUAUCGUACGCUGGCUGUAUCCGAAAUUUGGAAACAGAAACUCCGAGUUCUUGGGACCUUCCAUGGUGGUUAGUGGUUGUUUGUUUUCAGUGCGUUAAGGACGUUAGAGAGCUGUCGGUUUUUGGACGCAGUGUAUUGUAGAACAUAGUGUUUUAGCAGGAAGUUGUUUAAGUUACGGAAGUAAUUUAGAUCCAAAAAAAUCAUGUGAUCACGUGACUCAGAGCGCAUUCGUUCACCAAGCACCUCGAUCCGAUUUUUUAAACGUGCCUUUUUGUAAACACUUUUCAACGCCUACUAAAGAAAUCCUGUCAGGUCGCUCUAUUUAGACAAAUUUCAAGAUGUCGUUCGAUUCCACCAAACUGUUCCAAACCUACCAAAGCCAUCAGGACAUUAAGCAAUACCUGGAAAAUCUAGUACAACGCUACUCGAGCAAAAUUGAAAUCUUUUCCCGUGCCGAAUCAUACGAAGGGCGCGAAAUACUGACCGUCCGCAUCUGUUCGGACAUUCACCAGAAACGCCCACCGUCGAACCGUUGGUGCAUUCUGAUAGAUGCCGGCAUACACGCCCGGGAAUGGAUUACCGUGUCCGUCGCCCUGUUUAUCGUCCAGCAGCUGCUGGAAAAGGAUGAAAUAAGCGCCAAAAGUUUUCGGAGCUUCGAGUGGAUUAUACUACCGCUGCUAAAUCCGGACGGUUACGAGUACAGCCGGGAGCAUAAUAAAAUGUGGCGCAAAACGCGUCGACCGCUCGGGCCAAGGAAUCAUCACCGGCGCUGUGUCGGUGUGGACUGUAAUCGAAACUUUAACGUGGCGUGGACCAUCGGAAGCACCCGGUUCUGUUCGUUGCUGUACCGUGGCGAGCGACCCUUUUCCGAGCGCGAAACUAAGAAUGUGCGUGACGUUUUCCGCAAACUACGGCCGGCGUGCAAGUUCUACCUUUCGCUCCAUUCGUACGCUAAGGCCAUUCUUUAUCCGCGAGCUUACACAAGAACACCGCCCCGGAACUGGCAGAUGCAGCACACGAUCGCUGAGGCGGGCGUUGAAGCGAUGAAGAAAGCCACCGGCGUACGAUACCGCUGCGGCAGUGCGUCGACCGUACUGAAUCGUCCCGUCGGCGGUUCUAGCAUCGAUUAUGCGCACGACAUCGAGAAGGUUCCGGUGGCGCUCGUGAUGGAGGUGGCGUCCAAAGGUUUCCAUCCACCGGAAGCAACCAUACAGCGAAUUUGUGAAGAAAGUUGGAUCGGUAUCGGUGCGAUGGUGAACUGUCUUGCGGCCAGCUUCCGAUCCGUGCUGAAGGGUAGCGGCACCUUACAUUUACGCUAAUCAGGAGGAAGAUUUGUUUUCUGCUUAAAAUAACGACUUCUCACUUUAUUUUUAAUUCAUUCGAUUAUAAUAAUGGGUCAGGUUAGGUUCCGGUCGAAGAAAGCUCGACAAUCGGUUAGAUGUAGAGUUACAUUUUUCGGUAGACAUGUACAGAACAUACACCACUCAUAGUACUCCUAUCGAAUAUGCUAUGUUCGGAACAUGAAACGGGCGUGUUUUGGGAACGUUAAUGUAACAAAAUAAUAAUUCACACCUGGAUAUACCUGCUUAAACCAGCAAAUGGGAAACAAA
Messenger RNA from Anopheles stephensi (Asian malaria mosquito), 1817 nucleotides. Its product is annotated as zinc carboxypeptidase-like. The record is from RefSeq and is a predicted model, not a curated record. Gene Ontology annotation, molecular function: metallocarboxypeptidase activity; zinc ion binding. Gene Ontology annotation, biological process: proteolysis. The coding region runs from base 546 to 1526 and encodes 326 amino acids. Lineage: Eukaryota; Metazoa; Arthropoda; Insecta; Diptera; Culicidae. The transcript has 3 exons.